AGAGAGAGAAUCUGUGAGAUCGCAAAAGAAAUCAAGAAAUCGCCUUUGUCCGAAUAGAAAACCCUAACGAGCGGAAGGAAGGAAGGAAGGGGAGGAGAUAAAAGACCGAGAAAGUACAGAGGGCAGAUUUCAAUUGGAUUCUGAGAUUAUUCAAUAAAGACAGAGGAGAAGAGGUUUUUGAGUGAUGGGGAAGAAGAAGAAGAGAGCUACGGAGAAGGUGUGGUGCUAUUACUGCGACAGAGAGUUCGACGACGAGAAGAUUCUUGUCCAGCACCAGAAAGCCAAACACUUCAAGUGCCAUGUCUGCCACAAGAAGCUCUCCACAGCUAGCGGCAUGGUCAUCCAUGUCCUCCAGGUUCAUAAAGAGAAUGUUACAAAGGUUCCUAAUUCGAAAGAAGGUCGAGAUUCAAUUGAUAUUGAGAUAUAUGGAAUGCAAGGAAUCCCACCUGAUGUCUUGGCUGCUCACUACGGAGAAGAAGAGGAAGAGGGUCCAGCCAAAGUUGCAAAAAUUGAAAUUCCUUCGGUCCCUCUUGGUGCUGCAGUUCCUAGACCAUAUGGAAUGGUAUAUCAGCCCCAUCAAGUGCCUGGUCCUGUGCCUCCGCGACCAAUGUACUAUCCUGGUCCUCCUAUGCGUCCUCCUGCUCCUGGAUGGCCUAUGCCUCCUCCCCGUCCACAGCAAUGGUAUCCACAAAAUCCACCAGGCUCUGUUCCUCCACCUGCCCAUUUAGGGUAUCGACCACCACAACUCUUUCCUGUUCAUGGUAUGGGGAUGAAUAUGCCAACAUCAUCUUCUGUUGUCAAUGGAGUCACUCCUCCUGGGAUUCAACCAACUUCUCCCGCUAUGCCGGUUGCUCAACCUCUGUUUCCUGUUGUGAGUAACAGCACUCCUUCUCAGUUUUCUGCUCCCCUUCCCGUUGGUGGGGCUCAGCAGCCGCCUAAUACCGAUGCCACCAUAGGAUCAUCCAAUGCAUAUCCGCCUAACAACUCUUUUCCAGUGGGUGGAACUAAUUCUCAUUCGUAUGCAUCUGGUCCAAACACUAGUGGUCCUUCCAUUGGUCCACCUCCUGUGAUUGCAAAUAAAGCUCCUACUAGCUCUCAGCCUAAUGAGGUCUAUCUUGUAUGGGAUGAUGAAGCCAUGUCUAUGGAGGAAAGAAGAAUGUCCUUACCGAAAUACAAAGUCCAUGAUGAAACUAGCCAGAUGAACUCGAUAAAUGCAGCCAUAGACAGACGUAUCUCAGAGAGUAGGCUCGCCGGACGGAUGGCGUUUUAAAGUUUUGGCACCAAACCAAACAUGAGUCGGAGAAACCAUCCAAGAAAGGCGAUGAUGAUGGUGGUCUUUUGUGACAAACUCUUGACUCACAUUUACAGAAGCUGAACUUGUGAUCUGAAUUUAAGCUCUUCCUAUCUAUAUGUUGUAUUGUUAUUUGUUAGGUAUUAUUGCUUUAUUUUAGAGAUCUCAGAUUUUUUUGCAAAAGUUCCUAUUUUAUUUUCUUAUUUGAGACAUGGAGGAAUAACUUAGGUAUUUUUUUC
Eruca vesicaria subsp. sativa (arugula) is the source of this 1530-nucleotide messenger RNA. The record is from the annotation of a GenBank genome assembly. Lineage: Eukaryota; Viridiplantae; Streptophyta; Magnoliopsida; Brassicales; Brassicaceae.